UUUACCCUCAAGAAAGUGCUACUAUACUAAAGCCUUAGCCAACGCCCCGCGCACUCACUCUUUCCUUUCGCAGUAACCGAGUCGCGCACUCGCAGGAAGUUCAUGAAGAAGCUGAAAGCUGCGUCAGAGUUCACGGAUUGAAUCAAUAACUACUCUUUCAUUUUCACGCUUUCAACGUUUCAACGUUCACUGUUUGCUGAUACGGACACUAGGCUUCCUAAGAAGGCGUUAUUUCAUAGGAAUAACUUACAUCUGCAGAAUGGCAGAAACUGAGGGGAGUCCGUUCGGAGGCUGUUUGGAGAAACUGAAGAAUUAUGUGCGAACUCGGAAAGGAACGAUACUGGCUGCUGAAAUACUCAUCAGCUUCAUCAUCCUUGUCUGUUACGCCGCAUCGAUGUAUGGAGGCUAUACAGCUGUCGCCAUCUGUGAGAUGGUCUUUGCCAUCAUCUUCUUCAUUGUCUACAUGAUGGAACUGGACAAACAGUUCCUGGUGGUCAACUGGCUCUGGAGCGAUCUGUUCCGCGCUGCAAUCGGUGCAGCGCUUUAUCUCAUCACCUCUCUCAUCUGUGUGAUCGGUGGAGCUGGGGACGGGGCUCGCAUCGCUGGUGGGGUGUUCGGUCUGCUGGCUGGGAUCUUGUUUGCUUAUGAUUCCUACACACUCUUCUUGGAAAUCAAGAGCAGCAGACAGCAUACAGCUGCUCCCACAGAUGACACAGUUUGAAAGCUACUUUCCUCACUACAACAUUAACAGCAAACCAAAACAUGGAGAACGAUUCUAAAAAUGGCAAAAGGAGGGACAUUCCUGAGAGUUAUCGCAAAGUUACCAUGACAGAUGAAGACCAGAGGAAUGCAAAAGGGUUGAAACCAUUGCACAGAAAAGAAGUGUAAGCACAAAAGGGAUUGAAAAGUGAACUGUAAGAUUAAUGAACAGCUGUUAAAGAAGCCACAAUAUAUGAAAGCUGUUGGCAUCCAAAGAUUCAUUACCGUCGUUUUGGUUAGGUGGCUUUUGUUACCACAAAUACUUUGUCAGAUUGGUUGGUUACUA
Molecule: messenger RNA, 1045 nt
Organism: Rhinichthys klamathensis goyatoka
Lineage: Eukaryota; Metazoa; Chordata; Actinopteri; Cypriniformes; Leuciscidae
Gene: plp2b
Product: proteolipid protein 2b
Exons: 5
Coding region: 260-721 (153 amino acids)
Cellular component (GO): membrane
Source: RefSeq, a predicted model, not a curated record